Messenger RNA from Durio zibethinus, 1424 nucleotides. RefSeq lists its product as uncharacterized. The record is from RefSeq and is a predicted model, not a curated record. Lineage: Eukaryota; Viridiplantae; Streptophyta; Magnoliopsida; Malvales; Malvaceae.
CCCAACAAAUACUCCCUCUCCCUCUCUCCCUUCUUACAUGAAAACUCAAACCCAAUAUCAACCACUCCGUCUUUCUCUCUCCUCUCUUUUUCUAAGAAGAAGACAAAGCUUCCCCUUUGAUUUCUUCAUCAGAUCUCUUCGUUUUACAGCAACACCCACUAAUGCCCCAUCCAAAAACAGCCUUCUGAACAUUCCUUUUAUACAACAUUCAAACUAUAAGUACAUAUAUUUUUGUAGAUAAUACUCGCAAUAUAGGAACACAAAUUAGAAGAAAAGCAAAGGGUUUUUUUUUUUUUUUUUUUUCGCGUUUGUGUUUUUUACGAAACAAAGCAAAUUUUGUAAGUAAAUGAGGUGUAAAAAGCAUCUUACCGACCCGAGUAGCAGCGUCGGCGUCUGCGCUGCUUGUCUCCGGGAGCGUCUUCUGGCGCUCAUCGCCGCCCAGGCUCAGGCACACGCCCAGGCGCAACAUGCUCAAAUAGCGCAAGCUGCUGCUGCUGUUGCUGAGGAUCGUCGGAGACCUGACCCGCCCCCGCUGAUUUUCCCUCGGUCAGUUUCUCCUUACGUCAGUCGACGGAAAUCUGACGCCAACAGUGCCAUGUGGAUCCACCACCAACGAUUCUACAGCACUCCUCAGGUGGGCCCUACCUACAGCACUACAACCACCACUGAUUUUGAAGCCGCAAGAUCUUUCAAAAAGAAAAACAGGUUCUCGCUUUUUUCGAAUCUGUUCAGGUCGAGAUCAGAGAAAUUCAAUUCGGAUCCUAGGGUUCAUUACCAUCGGGAUUCGUGCGAUGAGCCAUCCUCGUCAUCGUCAUCCCCGUCUUGGUUCUCGGCAAUAUUUGCUGUUCGUCGGAAAAAGUUGCAAUCUUCGAGGACAUCUCAUGUAGAAGAAUUCGGCCAAUUCGGUCCCGGCGAUCGGAGAUCAUGCAGGAUCAUAGGUCGGGGAAUGUCGCCAGCGGUUGAAGCGGAUUCGGGAGACGAGUGUGAUAGAUCGCCAUCGGGAAGCUCGCCGGAGGUUUCACCACGGUGGAGGAGGACACCGACUGCGGCGAGAAGAGCAAGGACCGGACCAAGGAACGUGUCGGGAUUAGCGUUUUGCUUGAGCCCGCUAGUGAGGGCGAGUCCGAACCUGCACUGGAACCAGAAGGGCGGAUUGCCGCCCGACAUGUCGUUUACUGGCGAAGGUAGGCCUCCCCUGGCCACCGCGGCGGGGCUUUCCGCGAAUAGGUCCAAGAAGCUUGCUGAUUUUGGCAGAGUCAAUCAUAACCGUUGAGUACGGGUAAACCGUUGACAUUUGAUCAAAGUGAUUCUUACGAUACUAAAAGUAUUAUUUUAUCAAACUACGGUUUUGCCAUUGCUUUUCUGCGGUUUUACCUCUGUGCUUCGUAAAUUAUUAGCUUUUUUUUUUUUUUUUUUUUGUAAAA